GUUCACACCCCAGACGAAAACCCAGACGCUGUCCCUCUCUCCAGACGUGGUUGCUCAACCCACCUCUCCAGCCGCGGUCUCCACCGCUCAGCACCGCCGCCGCUGCCACACCCCAGACGAAAACCCCUCUCUCCUCUGACUGUGGUCUCAGAUCCUCGUACUCCUGUCAAUCAAACCCCCGACGAAAACCCCUCUCCUCCGACUUUGCUUCUCCAGCCGUGGUCGAGCCGCUGUGUCUCUCUCUCGCUCGCUCCUGCUAGGUACUCAUUCUUUCUCUCUCUCUCCCCGCUACAAUCUUGGUUUUCAGUGCUCCAAAUGAACAAAUUGAUUUGGGUUUUUAGUGCUCCAAACGAAAAAAUCAAUUUGGAUUUUUUGGGUUUUCUAAUUUGGUGGCUGGGUUUUCAGUUCUAGUUUCUGAUUAGAAGGUGGGAGUAUGGUUGAAGUUUUGACAGUGGCUGUACAGAAAUGUACGAUAUACGAUAGUUUUUUUUUUUCUGAUUUGGAUGUGUGAAAUUGAUUUUGUGAUAUUGAUUUCUUUUUAAAGGAGUUUUGGGAUUUGAUUAGGCAUUUGAUUAGGUUGUAUUUUUGACUAAUCAAAAUAGAAUUUUGGUGUUUUGACUGACGUUGGCCAAGACGGUUACCGCAUGUGCCGAGCAGGAGCGAACCGGAGGACCACGCCUAGACCCACUGAUCGUUAACCAUACCCCCCACAAUAUAUACUCAGUUGGGAGUUGGCCAUUGGAAUUCAUGCAUUAUCUGACCUAUUAUUUGAGCCUAAACAAAAAUGGUACAACAUCGAAAACUUAUAACAUGAGGCUUAGAUUAGUAUUGGCCGUUCAAGUUGUAGUCCAUGACUAUGAGCCUUAACCUGAAAUUUAUGCUUUAUAAAGCACACUAAAAGCUUCUCACAUUAUAGGAUAAUCUGGCCUGGAAACAAUCAUCAGUGUUUAGACUUUGGAGUAUGGAGGCAUGUUCACAUUAUAGGAGCCUUUUGUAUAUAUGGAUUUCGCGAGAUGUCUAGACUGACCCAUAAAAGCUAGCCAUAAGGUUGGGCUAAGGCAACCAAAAGUUGGGGCCGGUACUAAAUGGGGGCUUACUUGCAGGAGAAACAACAAUAGUACUAUUGAUGUGGGUUCCUUCAUUCCUUGUAGUAUGAAUUUGGACUAUAGAGAGCUGCUUGUACGAUUUGGUUCGUUCAAAAGUGUUUUUAGUAGCAAAGAUUUACUAAAAAAUUGUAAUUGGUAAGAGUUAAUUUGUUCUCGUCGGGUGAGAAUCUUUUAUAAAUUUGGAUUACUAAUUAUCGAGAUCGACGACUGAAAUGCGAAUGUUUAUUGCAAUAUAUCUACUGUUGUUGGCGUUUUUUUCAAUGAAAAAAAUUAGCUCACGUAAGGGUUGGCCAUGUCUUGUACGGUACUUGCAACCAUUUUCUUAUAAAAAAAAUGGUUUAGGUAAAUCAGGUUUUAUUUUAUUUGGUUUGGAUGUGAUAAUUCAGGCGUACGCAAUCCAUGUCCCCAUUCGUUUGUUAGGAGAUGCACAUCAAGUGGUUCAAAAUUAGUGAUGCCAUGCAGAUUGCUUGAUAGACAACAAAGAAGAAAAAUAGUUUUUUGAUCAUUAAGAAGAAAAAUAGUUAAAAACUGAUUAUCCUGUCGCUAGCUGCUUUUCUAAUGAUUUUGAUGGUACACGUUUUAAAAAAUUUAGGAUGAGUAUAUUAGAAGGUAAUGAAAGUUCAAUACGCAUUCCUGAUGUGCACACUAGUCUAACGCACACGUCUUUUAAUUAAAGAAAAUACUUAUUCCCUCCGUUCCAAAAUAUUUGUCCGGUCCACAAAACGGAAUGUUAAAAAUAAUACAAUUUUUGCAAAAAAAAUUAAAAGUUUUUUAACAACUUACUAGAUAUCAAUGAGUAUUUUUAAUUUGUGAAAAAUGCUUGAAUUUUUUCUUGAAAAAAUUGCAUUAUUUUUAACACUCCAUUUUGCGGACCGGACAAGCAUUUUGGGACGGAGGGAGUAUAAACUCUCAGUAGUCUCACCUUAUAUAAUCUAUAUUAUAAAACAGAGCAGACUUUUGUCUACUCAUACAAACAUGAGCACCCCUCCAGCCGUUGGAUCGCAAAUUCAAUAGGUUAUCUAGGAUCGUUGGAUUGAAAAACCGAUUACGAUCAUUGUAUUUUUCUCCAUUGUGCUUCCUCUCUCCACCGUGUUUCCUGUCUUCCUCCAAAGUUACUCUCCCGCUCUCUCCUUCCCUCCCUCUCCCUUUCCUCUCUCUCUCUCCCACUCCUCUGCUCCUGUUGCCACACCACCACCCAACCCAGCGACCACUCUCCAGCCGUUGUCAACGCCAUUUCCGAAAACCCCAGCGACCACAAGGACGUUGCCCACGAUUGAAACAGGAGCAUUAUUACGACUUACGAGGAAGGUCACGAGUCGCAACCACAAAAACCAUGUGGGCCUCGUCCCCGAUGGUGUCCGCACCCUCACCACGACCGCCAUGUCUUCCCAAAAUCGCCAUCCCCUCCACAACCACCACCAAUUCGGCGGUUCAGAGAUGCUUUUUCACCUUGGCCGUCUCAAACAAGUCUCAACGCCCACCACCGCCGCCGCAGGAUAAAAAUAACCCCUUCGCCAAAAAAAACUUUGGGGGUUCAGGCCUCAGCGUCCUUGCCACUGUCAAAUCCAACCCACAAACCAAACCCUUCAACAACCCACCUGCCCAGAAUAACACCGCCCCAAUCAAAACCAACCCAAAACAACAGCAGCAGGAGGAGGGAAAACCAAUUGGGAAAGAAGAGAGAGAGCUGAGUGGUUCGGAUGUGUUAUUGGCGUUACGAAGAGCCAGCGCUCAGAAAAUCAAGACCAAGAAGCGCAGAGAAUAUCCUCCUCCUUCUUCUUUGUCGUCGUCGUCGACCAAAAAGCGAGUAGCUGCUGCUGAGGUCAAUUAUGGGGAUGUUCGACCCAUUUGCGUAAAAAGCGAGUGGAUUACUCGUGUGGACGAAUUGGAAAAGCGUCUUCAGGAGCUCAUGGAUGAAGUUCAAUGAGUCUUGCCUUUUCCUUGUCUUGUACUUUUACCUUCUGUAGUGGUUUACCUAUAUAAUCUCUCUGGAAAUUUUGUUCGAUUCAUUCCCAAUUGUAAAUUGCAGACUUGUCUAUUCGUUUCGAUCCCCGUCCAUUGUUUAGAACUUUGAUGUGGGGUUUGUGGAGUCAUUUACGGUACGAAAAGUGAAGGCAAAGAAUUUUCCUUGACAUAUUCAAGAUGCCGAAAACUUUUGGUACCCAGUUGCAGUUGCCCAGUUGGAUAUGUUCUCCAUGAAGUUAAUGGGUAUGAGAAUUAAUUUCUCUCUU
Rhododendron vialii is the source of this 3337-nucleotide messenger RNA. RefSeq lists its product as uncharacterized. The transcript is spliced from 2 exons. Bases 2440 to 3033 code for a protein of 197 amino acids. Lineage: Eukaryota; Viridiplantae; Streptophyta; Magnoliopsida; Ericales; Ericaceae. The record is from RefSeq and is a predicted model, not a curated record.